Lingula anatina is the source of this 2231-nucleotide messenger RNA. RefSeq names its product sodium-dependent proline transporter. Gene Ontology annotation, molecular function: amino acid:sodium symporter activity. Lineage: Eukaryota; Metazoa; Brachiopoda; Lingulata; Lingulida; Lingulidae. Gene Ontology annotation, cellular component: plasma membrane. The record is from RefSeq and is a predicted model, not a curated record. Gene Ontology annotation, biological process: sodium ion transmembrane transport; nitrogen compound transport; amino acid import across plasma membrane.
CGCAGCAUUCUGUGUCAGACACCCGAAUGGCGCUAACGGAGAAGAUCAGAAAGCUGCUCGUGCGACAUAAGUCAACAGAAAAUGGUAUAGCAAAGAAAACCCAUGACGAUGACAACAGCUCCAUCACCAGUUCGACGCCCAAGAGGGAAAAAUGGACCCGGCAGUUCGAUUUUAUCAUGUCAGGGAUAGGGUAUUGCGUCGGACUUGGAAAUCUAUACAGAUUUCCCUAUCUGUGCAUGAGGAAUGGGGGAGGUGCGUUCCUGCUCCCUUAUUUUGUGUGCCUGUUUACUUGCGCCAUCCCGCUCUAUUACCUGGAAGUGGCUCUGGCACAAUACUCCUCUAGCAGUCCACUCACAUUCUGGAGACUAAGUCCUUUAUUCAAAGGUCUAGGCUAUGGUAUGAUAUUCGUGUCUGGUAUAACCUGUAUCUACUACAACGUCAUCAUGGCGUGGGUACUGUAUUUCCUCGGGAUGUCGUUCGCCGCCGAGGUCCCGUGGGGAAACUGUGGGAACGAGUGGAACUCUGACUGCUGCCUCUCCUCUGUUGACGCCGGUCAAAUUCGCAGCAAUUCCACCGGCAGCAAUUCUAGCAUGCCUCUGAACAGCAGUGCCGUUUUCACCUACAGUGACUUCGGGACGAUGUCGGGGGACAACAGAUCCUUGGCGGAGGUAGUGUUCGGGACUGCGAACCAGAGCAGUGGUGGUUUGGUUGGUUUCACUCAAGGCUCUCUAAUCCCUGGCUGUAAUACUACCACCAGCCCAGCUGAGGAAUUCUGGCAGUCUAUGGUACUUGGAAUGUCGUCUGGUAUAGAGGAUCUGGGGACCAUUCGUUGGCAGCUGUUGGUAUGCCUAACAGUGGCCUGGCUCAUAACUUUCCUGUGUUUAAGCAAAGGCGUCAAGUCAACUGGAGUAGUUGUAUAUUUUACAGCAACACUGCCGUAUAUUUGCCUCACCAUACUGAUGGUGCGGGGAGCUACACUGCCCGGAUCUUUGGAGGGUGUAAAGUUUUACCUUGUUCCUAAUUUCACAAAGAUUGCCGAAUUUAAGGUGUGGUGCGAAGCGGGCCUACAAGUGUUCUUCUCUCUCGGAGCCGGUUGGGGAGGUCCAAUCAUUAUGGCCGGCUACAACAAUUUCCAUAACAACAUCAAAAGAGAUGCUUUGCUCAUCCCCAUUGUGAACGGUUUGUCUAGUGUAUAUGGUGGCUUUGUCAUCUUCUCCGUGAUUGGGCACAUGGCGCACGUGGCUCAGCUACCUGUCGAUAAGGUGGUCAAAUCAGGACCCGGUCUUGCUUUUAUAGCCUACCCAGAGGCUAUAGCUCUGAUGCCAUUGUCGCCACUGUGGGCAAUUCUGUUCUUCAUGAUGCUACUGACACUGGGACUUGAUUCACAGUUUGUAACUCUAGAAACCCUGACUGGGAGCGUUAUUGACGAAUUUCCAGAACUUUUAAGGAAACGAAGAACUCUUUUUACAUUCGUGGUCUGUGCCCUCAUGUAUUUUAUCGGAUUCCCAUUGGUAACCAAUGGAGGAAUAUACGUGUUUCAGUUCAUGGACUGGUAUUGUGCGGCCAUUGCUAUCGUCAUCAUAGCCAUCUUUGAGUCAGUGGUUCUGGCCUAUGUCUACGGUGUUAGAAGGAUCUGUGAGGAUAUUGAACAGAUGGUGGGACAACCCACGUUUAUUCUCUGGAAAAUCUGUUGGUGGGCUGUCACCCCCGGUUUGUUGAUGCUCCUGCUGGUGUUCACAUUGUUCAACUAUAAAGCUCCCACCUACGGUAGCUACCAGUAUCCAGAUUGGGCAGAGCCCCUUGGGUGGACGGUUGCAGUCAUCCCUCUCAUCCCGAUUCCAGCAAUUGCCGCCUGGAGACUUUACCAGAGCAAGGAGGAAAACUUGAAAAUGCGUUUCAUGAGGUUACUUCAACCGAGUUUGGACUGGCAUCCACAGGAGCGUGAGCACAGACGAGUUCAGGUCAACGGAAACUGUGUCACGUACACGGCGCCAGAAGACAGCAUACGCUUACCAGACGAGAAAAAAGAAAUUAACGGUGUUGUCUGAGAAUGACGGAUAUAUGUUUGCGGGGACAUCUCUCCUUAACGUUACAGUAUGGUUGAAAUCCGUGCAGCUCAUUCCUUAUUUCAGUUACACGGACUGCAGAGUGAGAAUGAGUGAGCCAAAAUAAGGAUUGAUAACCGGAACGCUUUGCGGUUCGGAGUGGGGUUUUCUGCUGGUAUGGCCGUU